AAAUUCAUCUUCUUGAUAAUUAGGUUCAUAUUUAUAUUUGAUUUUAACUAAACUAACGAUUCAAUAAUGAAAGAUAAAAGGCUUUGAUCAAUUAAAGGUCAAAGGUGACGACCUCUGAUAAUCACUGCUGUUUCAUACUAAACAUGAACUGUUGUUCACCUGUUUCUGCCACUUAAUUUUUUUUAACAUUUUCAUAUGAUUCAAUGAAUUUCUGCUACAACAUUAAUGCUUUGGAAGCUUUUCACAUCUUUGAUCCUGAGGAAAACGUGGAUUUAUUAUCUCAAAGUGACAGCUGAUUUCAGACAAGAGAGAACCUACAGCCUGCACCCUGUCAAACUGACUGAUUAAUCUACGGCUCAGGAUGAAGCUGCAGAACAGAAUCAGAGCUCACCUUUACAGUCACCAUAAUGACAUUUAGUAGAAACAGGGUGGGAAGGACUUUCUAUUUCACUGUUAAAAUCUACUACAGACAGGCCAGACGGGUAACUAGUUCUACAGGGUUAGUGAGACCAGACCUAUAAUGGUGAUGGUUAUUGUUGUUGUUAAUGUUAUUAUUAUUGUGGUGGUGUUGGAGGUCAGAGAGCAGCUGCAAUCUGAUGUUAACAUUGAACAAAAAUAAAAUGUGUCUUCUGGCUGUUUUAGAUCUGAGCACUUCAUAGAUGAGUUUGACAGCAGUGAGGGAGAGAGAAAAGGAGGGAGAGUGACAGAGGGAGAGAGAGAGAGAGAAAGAGAGAGACACAGAGAGGCUGUGAGUGCAAUGCAGGGUGGGAGAGCAGAGGGGACAGUGAAUUAAAGAGGAGGAGCAGCACAGCUCUGAGCUCCUCACUUAUCUGGAAGAUCACAGCUCAGAUGGAGGAGAGUCUGAAAGGAUGACAUCGACUUCCUGAGAGAGGAAGAGAAAGUGAGAGAGCGAGAGAGAGAGAGAAGAAGGGUAGAGAAGCAGACGUUCUCCCCUCAGUUUCCACGCUGUUGCAGGUUGGUCUGUGUCGACAGGAUGGGAGAUAAAGGAACCAGGGUGUUUAAAAAAGCCAGUCCAAAUGGAAAACUCACAGUCUACCUGGGAAAGAGAGACUUUGUGGACCAUGUGGACCUGGUGGAGCCUGUUGACGGUGUUGUGCUGAUUGACCCAGAGUACCUGAAGGAGAGGAAAGUGUUUGUGACUCUGACCUGUGCGUUCCGUUAUGGACGUGAGGACCUGGACGUCCUGGGCUUGACGUUUCGUAAAGACCUGUUUGUGGCUAACGUUCAGGCCUUUCCUUCACUGCCUGAGGAGAAGAAGAGUCUGACUCGUCUGCAGGAACGUUUGAUUAAAAAGCUGGGAGAACAUGCUUAUCCCUUCACCUUCGAGAUUCCUCUGAACCUACCCUGCUCCGUCACCCUGCAGCCUGGACCAGAGGACACUGGGAAGGCCUGUGGUGUUGACUUUGAGGUGAAAGCAUUCUGUGCAGAAAAUGUGGACGAAAAGAUCCAUAAAAGAAACUCGGUUCGUCUGGUGAUCAGGAAGGUGCAGUACGCGCCGGAGAAACCUGGUCCUCAGCCCACGGCAGAGACUACCAGACAGUUCCUGAUGUCAGACAAACCUCUGCAUCUGGAGGCCUCUCUGGACAAGGAGAUCUAUUACCAUGGUGAGCCCAUCAGUGUCAAUGUUCAUGUCACCAACAACACCAACAAGACAGUGAAGAAGAUGAAAAUCUCAGUGAGACAGUACGCAGACAUCUGCCUAUUCAACACGGCCCAGUACAAAUGUCCAGUGGCUACUGAAGAGUCAGAUGAUAUUGUGGCUCCCAGCUCAACCUUCUGUAAAGUCUUCACCCUCACACCGUUCCUAGCCAACAACAGAGAGAAGCGUGGUCUCGCUUUGGACGGAAAACUCAAACAUGAAGACACAAACCUGGCGUCCAGCACCCUCAGGUUGAGAGAAGGAGCCAAUAAGGAAAUUCUGGGCAUCAUUGUCUCUUACAAAGUCAAAGUGAAGCUGGUGGUCUCCAGAGGAGGGCUGCUGGGAGAUCUGGCAGCUAGUGACGUCUCUGUUGAGCUGCCGUUUACGUUGAUGCAUCCGAAGCCGUUAGAAGAGUCUUUCUACAGAGACGGUGAGACAGCUCCUGAUGAAGCUCCGAUCGACACAAAUCUGAUUGAGUUUGACACAAACGACGAUGACAUCAUAUUUGAGGACUUUGCUCGACAGCGACUGAUUGGAGCCAAAGAUGACAAGGAUGAAGAGGAGGAGCCAGUGGAGUCGCCCAAAUUAAAUGACAGAUAAAGGCCGCGAGCUGCUGAUGGAGCUAAUGGAGUCCACCUUUAGGUCUAACCACAGUCCAGACGCCCUCUCCACUCGGCAGUGCUGUGUUAAUGUUCUUGUCAUGUUCGUCUUCUCCCUGAGUCCUGCCAGGGUGUCAAAAUCUAGAAUACCACAGCCUAGACAUCAGUAUUGUUUUAGACUGUCAGACUGCCAGACGGCUGUAGUGUUACACCUGCAGUCACUGUGUUAUAUUGAUGGCUGGUAGCAUGCAUCACUUUGUUCUACGUGUUUCCAUUAGGGACCAAACAGGAGUAACUUUGUGUUGAGAUUAGUCUGGAUGUAUUCUAUUAGAGGGCCACACCACUGCCACCUGUGGCUAACGUGAAACAGUUCACCACCACAACAUGGACGUGGAGCUGAUGAGGCUUCACUGUUCGAGAGGACAAAGCUGCAGAGCAUCCUCUCCAGGAACCUGUAUUUUCCAGAGAGCCGUCAGUCAGUCAGCUGAGAGCAGCGCAGGAUCAUUUGCAUGAAACACUUCAUCGUCAGUUUUGUUCUAUUCUCUCAAGUCUGUCAAUGAAUUCACUAUUUCCUGUUGUCAUGUGUGUUUUUACAUGACGUUUAUGUUGUUGAUGGGAAGAGGUAGAUUGGAAAACAAAAACUGAAGAAUGUUUUAUUGUGGAUAUCAUGUAAACAGGAAGUGUGGUUAAUUUCUUUUUUUUAAUUAUUAUUAAUAAUUAUGAACAAACAAAAAGAUCAGUUUGGAACUUGAACAAACCUGUAUCACUAUGUUGUAUAUCAGAAACAUUUAUUUUAUAAACAACUGAUUUCUUUGAACAUUCCAUCACUCUGUGUGUGUGUGUGUGUGUGUGUGUGUGUGUGUGUGUUUGUGUGUGUGUGUGUAUAUGCUAAGCUGUGCAGACCAGCUUUCAUCGGGAAGUCAAGUGAGGAUAUUUUGAAGGUCCUGAAGAACUUUUAGGGCAUUUUUUUAUUAUUAUAGUUCAAGCAUUUGCAGUUUUAGUGGUACCAUAAGAGUUGGGGUUAGGUUAGCAUCAAAGCGAGGUUAUGGAUUAAGCUUUUAGGAUGGCAAAGGUUGAAGAGGUUAAGAGCAAAGGCAGUUCAUUGUGCAUGAGUAGCUCAUGCGAAAUAAAGAGACAUGCAUGUGUGUGUACCUGACAUAACUAUAACUGUGGGGACAUUUUUGGAUGAAUUUGGGUAAAAUAAAAAUAAGGGUAAGGACUAAGCUCAGAAAUAUAUUUGUAAGGGUUAAGGUUGGGGUAAGAGGCUAGAGAGUGCAUUACAUCAAUGUCCAGUGCUCACAAAUACAAAAAUUGUAUAUGUGUGUGACAUGAUGAGAAUACACUACAGACAUAUCUUAUGUAUUGUAAUAUUUUAUUGUCUUAUAUUUUGGAAAGAUUGAUCAGAAAAAGGUUUAUUGCAUCUUUAAUAAAAUUGAUGUUUGUGAAAAAUGAUUUCUUUUUACAUUAGAAAAACUACACAUUUCAAAGGGAAGGCAGAUCAGAUACACCACAAUCAUAAGUUAAGACCAAAACGACAAUCUAAAUGAGAAUAAUGCCAAAAAAUCUGGGAUUGUUUUUUUAAUUCUCAAAAUGCCUUCAUAAUCUCACAAGUAGCUACACAUUUUUCUAAAUGUUGUAUUAAUUGUGCAUGGUAUGUUUCAGAUUUAUUCAAUUUAAAUGUAAAUGUGAAAAUAUGAAUUUUCCCUGCAUACCACAGUUUGAGAACCACUGCUCUACAAUGAUGAGAAAAAUGCAAAUUGUCCAAUUGUCAUCAUAUUCAUCAU
This is a messenger RNA of Cynoglossus semilaevis (tongue sole), 4043 nucleotides long. It is a transcript of the gene arrb1, whose product is annotated as arrestin, beta 1. The coding region runs from base 995 to 2260 and encodes 421 amino acids. Gene Ontology annotation, molecular function: G protein-coupled receptor binding. The transcript has 17 exons. Gene Ontology annotation, cellular component: cytoplasm. The record is from RefSeq and is a predicted model, not a curated record. Gene Ontology annotation, biological process: G protein-coupled receptor internalization; signal transduction; negative regulation of Notch signaling pathway. Lineage: Eukaryota; Metazoa; Chordata; Actinopteri; Pleuronectiformes; Cynoglossidae.